CUCAUAUAUUUUUUUUUAUUUUUUUUUCCAGACAUUCACUGGCAAAAUGUCACACUAAGCAGCAACCCAGAAACUUCGGGGUAGCUGCUUGGCUGCUCUGGGCUUUGUUUUUCUCGCGCGCUAAUUGUUAAUGAAUUUCCAGCCAUUUAAGCCAAUGCAAACCUGUGAGAAAAUGAUCUUCUCAGCCCUGAUUUUAGAACUUUAUGGCGCUUCACAAAAUCCGGGCAGUUGCCGAGCAAAACGUGCAUCAUCCCGCAGCGUAGGGCGGUGGCAGUGCCAGAGCCAUCCCUGCGUGGGAUGUGGCAGAGCCAGGCCAGGAGCUGGGGGGGUCUGCGUGCCCAGCAUCGCUCCCGGGGUUUCAGCAGUGUGGUCCGCACUCUCAAAUGGGGAUGGAUUAAAUGGGGUCCAUGCCAUGGUAGCCUCAUCCCUGGCCAGCUCCUCGCAGAUCACCCUUCUCCCCGCUCGGUCCCAUGGCAGGUUUUUCUUGGUUCCCUUCAAAAUCACAGCCCCCAUCAUGUCCACUUUAUGGUGGCCAAACAAGAGCAUGUGAGUAAUUUAUGGGCGUCGUGUUUAAAGAAGGGAUGGGGAAAAAAACUCCUUUUCUGGCACAUAAACUUAUAUCUUUGGUUAAAGAUUAACCAUGGCCAUAAAACACCCAAUGUAGGAGCAAGCGGAGCUCACCCUGCGAGUGCUGCCGGGCUGCUGCUCUGUGCCCAGCCACCCCACCGGUCACCGUCCUCUCCUGUCCCCCUAGGAUGGCCACACCACCCCCUGCCCACCCCCGCCGCCUCCUGCCCCUCUUCCUGGGACUCUUCCAAGGUGCCCUGCUCCUUUUCUUCGCCUUCUUCGUCAACUACAAUGAGCCCUCAGCGCAGGCAGCGGACACCAACUUCAUGGCCAACCAACUCUACGGCAUCUUCCCCCUCUUCCAGGACAUCCAGGUGAUGCUGGUGGUGGGGCUGGGUCUCCUGCUGACGUUCCUGCCCCGCUAUGGGCUCAGUGUCCUCACCCACAACUUCCUCCUGCUCAACUUCUCCAUGCAAUGGGCGCUGGUGCUGCAAGGCUUGCUCCAUCAUUUCCACCAUGGUCAGGUGCGUCUAGACCUCCACAACCUCCUCACCACUGAGUUUGCUGCCGUGACAGUGCUUAUCUCCGUGGGAGCUGUCCUGGGGAGGACCAGCCUCUGCCAGCUCCUCAUCAUGGCCACCUGCGAAGUCCCCGUCUACCUCGCCAGUGAGUGGGCCAUCAUCACAUCUCUGGGUGUCCUGGAUGCGGGAGGUACCAUCACGAUCCACGUCUUCUCCUGCUAUUUCGGCCUCGGUGUGUCCAAGGCUCUGUUCAGGACGGCACAGUGGCCAGUGCAUCCCAAGGAGACCCCAACACCCCACUCUGACCUCCUGUCCUUGGUGGGGACACUUAUCCUCUGGGUUUUCUGGCCCAGCUUCAUAGCUAUCCUCUGCCAACCGGGAGAUGCCCAGCACCGCGCCAUCCUGAACACCCUCCUGGCCAUGAGCGCCAGUGCUGUGACCACUGUGGUGGUCUCCAGCCUGCUGGAGAGGGACGGCAAGCUCAGCCCUGGCCACCUGCAGAACGGCAGCCUGGCCGGCGGGGUGGCCAUCGGCACGGUCGCUGACAUGGCCAUGCCACCGGUAGCUGCUCUUGCCCUGGGCAGCCUCUCGGCUGUGGUGUGCAUCCUUGGCUUCAGGUUCCUCACCCCACUCCUGGUGAGCAAGCUCACACUGCAGGACCAGUGUGGCAUCCACAACCUCCACGGCUUGCCCGGCAUCCUUGGUGCUGCAGCCAGCGCCAUGGCCAUCCUGGUGGCAUCCAACAACACCUCCAGCUCCCACUUCUCCCAGGGGUCGCCCACUGGGGGCAAUGCCAGCGAGGUGGUGGUGGGACAGUGGGAAGACCACGGGGCGGGCAGGCAGGCACUGUACCAGGUGGCAGGGCUGGCAGUGGCUGGUGGGGGCUCGCUGCUCGCCGGGCUGCUCACCGGUGCAGUGCUCCGGCUGCCCUGCCUGCCCCAGCCACCCGAGCAGCUCUGCUUCGAUGACUCACUGUAUUUUAAGAUUCAGGAUCAGAGUGAGAGCCUGGGGCCAGGCGGCACUGCUGAGGAAGUAGCCCUGGCUCUGAAGGAGCACGUUUAGGUGCUGGCAUGUGGUAGCCACAGCAGGAGCCAGGGAACCGGCUCAGGGGUACACUCUUUCUGCCUCCACCGCUGGCACAGAGCAGUGGGCAGGAGAUGCUGCCUGUGCCCGCUCCCUGCCCCAUGCCUGGAUCUGGCUGCCAAGGAUGCUCCAGGGCCAGGGCCGCACCACGGCACCAGUCCCUCCUCGGUCCUCCUACCCUGUGUCUGCAAACCCCCUCCUCUGCCCUGGCUGCUCCCAGGAUCCAUCCAUCCCUGACAGCAACCAGAGAAACAACCUGCUCAGGGUGUCUCCCCUGGGAUGGCUCAACCCCCGGCUAACUUGGACAGCCCUGCCGCAGGGCACCGGCUGCUUCGCAAUCUGUGGAUGGCAUCAUCUGCAGUGCCCGUCCCAACCCUU
This is a messenger RNA of Falco peregrinus (peregrine falcon), 2549 nucleotides long. Its product is annotated as ammonium transporter Rh type A-like. Gene Ontology annotation, cellular component: plasma membrane. NCBI's taxonomy places the organism in Eukaryota, Metazoa, Chordata, Aves, Falconiformes, Falconidae. The coding region runs from base 756 to 2150 and encodes 464 amino acids. The record is from RefSeq and is a predicted model, not a curated record. The transcript has a single exon. Gene Ontology annotation, biological process: ammonium transmembrane transport; ammonium homeostasis. Gene Ontology annotation, molecular function: ammonium channel activity.